CCUCCUCCUCCUCCGUGGUGGUGGUGGUGGGACUGCCCCCGGCCGCUGCCCCCGCCGCCGCCCCCCACCGAAGUAGCGGCCACAGCCUGGUCAGCGGCAGCAUCAUGCAGGCCAACGGGGCAGGAGGAGGAGGAGGAGGCGGCGGCGGCGGCGGCGGCGGAGGGGGCGGCGGGGGCCAGGGACAGACCCAGGAGCUGGCCUGCCUGUCGGCCCAGAACGGGGAGUCGUCCCCCUCGUCGUCGUCGUCCGCGGGGGACCUGGCCCACGCCAACGGGCUGCUGCCUUCCGCCCCCUCCGCCGCCAGCAACAAUAGCAACAGCCUGAAUGUCAAUAACGGGGUCCCCGGCGGGGCCGCCGCAGCCGCCGCCGCCGCCGCAGCCUCGGCCGCCGCCGCCGCCGCCGCCUCCUCGGCCACCCCGGAGCUGGGCAGCAGCCUCAAGAAGAAGAAGCGGCUCUCCCAGUCCGACGAGGAUGUCAUUCGGCUCAUAGGACAGCACUUGAAUGGCUUAGGGCUCAACCAGACUGUUGAUCUCCUCAUGCAAGAGUCAGGAUGUCGUUUAGAACAUCCUUCUGCCACCAAAUUCCGAAAUCAUGUCAUGGAAGGAGACUGGGAGAAGGCAGAAAAUGACCUGAAUGAACUAAAGCCUUUAGUGCAUUCUCCUCAUGCUAUUGUGGUAAGAGGCGCACUUGAAAUCUCUCAAACGUUGUUGGGAAUAAUUGUGAGGAUGAAGUUUUUGCUGCUGCAGCAGAAGUACCUAGAGUACCUGGAGGACGGCAAGGUCUUGGAGGCGCUUCAAGUUCUGCGCUGCGAGUUGACGCCCCUGAAAUACAACACGGAGCGCAUUCACGUCCUUAGCGGGUAUCUGAUGUGUAGCCAUGCAGAAGACCUACGUGCAAAAGCAGAAUGGGAAGGCAAAGGAACGGCUUCCCGAUCCAAACUGUUGGACAAACUGCAGACGUAUUUGCCGCCAUCAGUGAUGCUUCCCCCACGGCGUUUACAGACUCUCCUGCGGCAGGCAGUGGAAUUACAGAGGGAUCGGUGCCUAUAUCACAACACCAAACUCGAUAAUAACCUAGAUUCUGUGUCUCUGCUUAUAGAUCAUGUUUGUAGUAGGAGGCAGUUCCCAUGUUAUACUCAGCAGAUACUUACGGAGCAUUGUAAUGAAGUGUGGUUCUGUAAAUUCUCCAAUGACGGCACUAAACUAGCCACAGGAUCGAAAGAUACCACAGUUAUCAUAUGGCAAGUUGAUCCGGAUACACACCUGCUAAAACUGCUUAAAACCUUAGAAGGACAUGCUUACGGCGUCUCCUACAUCGCGUGGAGUCCGGACGACAGCUACCUUGUUGCUUGUGGCCCAGACGACUGCUCUGAGCUCUGGCUUUGGAAUGUACAGACGGGAGAGCUAAGGACAAAAAUGAGCCAGUCUCAUGAGGACAGUUUGACGAGUGUGGCUUGGAAUCCGGAUGGGAAGCGCUUUGUAACUGGAGGUCAGCGCGGCCAGUUCUACCAGUGUGAUUUAGAUGGGAACCUCCUUGACUCCUGGGAAGGGGUGAGAGUGCAAUGCCUUUGGUGCUUGAGCGACGGCAAGACUGUUCUGGCAUCAGACACACACCAGCGCAUCCGGGGGUACAACUUCGAGGACCUUACAGAUAGGAACAUAGUACAAGAAGAUCAUCCCAUUAUGUCUUUUACUAUUUCCAAGAAUGGCCGAUUAGCUUUGUUAAAUGUAGCAACUCAGGGAGUUCAUUUAUGGGACUUGCAAGACAGAGUUUUAGUAAGAAAGUAUCAAGGUGUCACACAAGGGUUUUAUACGAUUCAUUCAUGUUUCGGAGGCCAUAAUGAAGACUUCAUCGCUAGUGGCAGUGAGGAUCACAAGGUUUACAUCUGGCACAAGCGUAGCGAGCUGCCCAUUGCGGAGCUGACAGGGCACACGCGCACAGUGAACUGUGUGAGCUGGAACCCACAGAUCCCAUCCAUGAUGGCCAGCGCCUCAGACGAUGGCACUGUUAGAAUAUGGGGACCAGCACCUUUUAUAGACCACCAGAAUAUUGAAGAGGAAUGCAGUAGCAUGGAUAGUUGAUGGCGAAUGUGGAGCAGACGACUUCUGUUUAACUUAAAAUUAGUCGUAUUUUAAUGGCUUGGGAUUUGGUGCAAACAAACAUGAUUGAUAGCUGGACAGACAUGCUCGUCAUGAAAAAAGAACCAUUUCUGAAGCCCGAUUGGGGCCAAACAUUUACACCUUGCUUCAUAGUAACCAGUUGAGAUGAAGCACGUCGUUAGAACGUUGUUGGACACCAUGUUGAAUUAUCCCCCCAUCGGUUGUGAAGAACUGUGCUACAUUCAGGCUUACCCAUUGAACUCAGUAUAUAUAUUUUUUUCCCUCCUGCCUUUUGUCUGGUGGGAUACCAUUCUUGUUGCUCUUCUGUGUAAUGAAGUUUAAAUGCUUGUUUGGAAAACUUUAUUUAACAGUUUAGAAGGCUUGAUAGAAGGAGUGCAUUAGUCUGAAGAGUAUACAUUGGAUAGGAAAGAAUUUCCUUCUUUUGUUUCUCCAAAAUCUUUCCGCCUUAUUUAGCUUGAGAUCUUUGCAGCUUGGUUCAUGGAUUCUAGCCUUGCCCGUUGCGCAGUAUAUACUGAUCCAGAUGAUAAACCAGUGAACUAUGUCAAAAGCACUCUCAAUAUUACAUUUGACAAAAAGUUUUGUACUUUUCACAUAGCUUGUUGCCCCGUAAAAGGGUUAACAGCACAAUUUUUUAAAAAUAAAUUAAGAAGUAUUUAUAGGA
Molecule: messenger RNA, 2781 nt
Organism: Neomonachus schauinslandi (Hawaiian monk seal)
Lineage: Eukaryota; Metazoa; Chordata; Mammalia; Carnivora; Phocidae
Gene: WDR26
Product: WD repeat domain 26
Exons: 14
Coding region: 105-2081 (658 amino acids)
Biological process (GO): proteasome-mediated ubiquitin-dependent protein catabolic process
Cellular component (GO): GID complex
Molecular function (GO): protein binding
Source: RefSeq, a predicted model, not a curated record